AUGGCUGCCAAAAAGAAGCCCGCGAAAUCACCAAAACAAAAUGGAACCGAAAGUUUCCCGGGGCUCAAGAGUCCCGGGACAUCUGCAUCUCAGAUACAAUACCACGAGUUGCAGCAAAAUGAAGUGAUGGUGUUACAAGCCAUUUAUGGCGAGGAUUUCAUUGAGCAUAGCACUGCCCCUAGUGCGUGGCAUAAAUCUGAACCAUCCUUCGACAUCAGGAUCAAAGCUUCGUCGGAUGACGAAGUUGCGUUGACACUUGGGGUUGUCCUCGUUGCAACCUACCCAAAGUCUCCUCCUCUGUUGACCAUCAAGGAUGACAGCGACUUGCGAGAAUCGACCAAGUAUAAGAUCCAAAAGUUCAUCGAGACGCGGCCAAUAGUUUGGGCUACCGAGGAACAGGAGAUGAUUGACCGCAUCGUCGAGGGCAUCCGUGAGAUUCUGGAAAUCGCUGCCGCCAAAAAAGCCCAGGGGCUGGAACUGCCAUCCCUAGAGGAAGAGCGAGCCGCCCACGAAGCUGAGCUGGCGAAGCAAGCCAGGGACGAAAAGGAGCUGGAGGAUCGUAAGAAACUCGAAGAGACCAGAGAAGAGGAGCGGGUGUUGGGUGACAUGGUCCAGGAAGAGAUCAAGCGGCAAAGAAACAAAGCGAAAGAGUCGAGGAAGAAGAACAGGAGUCAACAACUGUCACCUGGCCGUGUUGCAGAGGAUCCUGCUGAUACCGACGUCGCUCUUGUUCUUGACCAACCGUGCAAGUUGACUGACAGGUCAGGCAACGCACUGUACUUUCAAACAGUCAUUGGAAAGGUGGUGUAUCGUGAAGGCCCGGUAACCACCGUCUACAAGGUCAAGCCGGUUCUCUCGGCGAAAAAUCUACGUCCCAGCCUAGCUUUCAAGCAGGUCGAGCUCAAGUAUCAUGGGAAAGACUCGGCCCACCUCAAGAAGCAGCUUCAGUCUUUGGAGAUGCAAUUGGAGUCUCUCAAGAAACUACGCCAUCAAAACCUUCUUGAGCUCCUUGAUUUCAAAAUCGACCGCUCCGUCAGCGAGACGGACUCGUCGUCUCCAGCCGUGUGGACCAUCAGUGUCCUGACGCUUCUCAGCGACAAAGGCCCUGUGGAUGAACUCUUGAGUCUUGCUGGUCAAAUCGACAUCAGCAAAGCCAAGAUAUGGACGACAGACCUGCUAGAAGCGAUUGCAUUUUUACAUAACAACGGAAUCGUCCAUCAGGACAUUCAUCCCGGGAACAUCCUCCUCUGCAGGGAGCCAGCCGGUGACGUUGUCCCAAAGCUGGCCGAUGCCGGUUACCAGAGAGAGCUGCACAACAUGUGCACCAAGGUAGCCAGCCUAACCGCCAUGCGGACCGCAAAGUCAGCCUAUUGGUUCCCGUCCGAGAUUGCAGGUGUGUCGAAACCUCAGUACACCCAGAAGACAGAUGUCUGGGAUUUUGGCAUAGUCGUGUUGCAGAUGCUCUUCGGCUUAGACGUGCCCGAAAAGUACCACUCUCCGUCAGCCUUGAUGGAGUCCCUUUCGCUCUCAGGACCGCUCGAGGAACUGGUGACAAAGUUCUUCAAGUCGGACCCCAAGAAGCGGCCGCGGGCGUUUGAACUGUCCUCAAGCGAAUUCUUAGCAACCAAUGCCCCUAUCCUGGAAGAAGACGAUUCCGCUGUUAUUGGUGGCUCCAUGAUCUCUCUCUCCCAGGGAUUGCCGCGGAGGUUGCGCCAUGAUUCGAUGAACCGCGGGGCUGUGACUUCGAGAUAUCUGCAAGAUUAUGUAGAGGAGGCUCGGCUAGGCAAAGGUGGUUUCGGAGAAGUAGUAAGAGCCCGCAAGAUGAUUGAUGGCCGGCUUUAUGCGAUCAAGAAGAUUACGCAGAGGUCUCAGGAGACACUGUCCGAAAUGCUCAAGGAAGUCAGGCUUCUCUCCCAGAUGAACCACCCUGCCGUCGUCCGAUAUUACAACACCUGGCUCGAGGAAAUUCCGGACUACUCCGACACGGAUGGGGAUACAGCAACAGACGGCCCGGGUACUUCGAGGGAUACGAUAUCACGGAGUAUUAACAUUGAAUUUGCCGAGAGCAAAAGCAGAGGCUUGGACUUCAUGUCAUCGAGCGGCCACCCAUACAUAGAAUUUGGCGAUGGCUCAGCGGUUGACGAUGAUGACGACGACGACGAAUAUGAGGAUGAUGAAGACGAAGGGUCAUCAUCCGAUGAGGAUACAUCGACUUUGAACAGCAAGGUUCCGAUGAAAGACCACCUCGUCGUUCCUGGCAAACGUACGAGGAGAGGAAGUUCCCGCCCGUUUCGCACCAUCAUGUACAUUUCUAUGGAAUACUGCGAGAAGCGAGAAAGCCAGGAAAUUUGGCGUCUCUUUCGUCAGAUUCUCGAAGGCCUUGCUCACAUACACAGUCUCAACAUUGUCCAUCGCGACCUCAAACCCGAGAACGUGUUUAUCAGCGCCGGCCCAGAUGGCGUUGAAAAUGUCAAGAUAGGAGAUUUUGGCCUGGCCACCAGCGGGCAGCUUGCUAUGGACAAGACUGCUUCCAAUGCGGAUGCCAGCGAUAUGACUCGGAGCAUCGGAACUGCCGUUUACGUUGCACCAGAAGUAAGAACAGGGGGCAGUGGCUCGUACACUGCCAAAGUGGAUAUGUACUCACUCGGCGUCAUCUUCUUCGAAAUGUCAUACCCCCCCAUGCUCGGGAUGCAGCGUGCUCUGGUCCUUGAGCAAGUCCGGCGGAAUCCACCAGCUCUGCCGUCGGAUUUCAAACCCACCGACAAGAACCACACCGAAGUCUUGUUGUCUCUUUUGACCCACAAUCCGAAAGAGCGACCUUCUAGUAUCGAGCUGCUCAAGAGCGGGAAAAUGCCAGUCCAGAUGGAGAGCGAGGCGAUACGGCGCGCCAUCGCGGGCAUGGCCGACCCGACGUCACCGUAUUUCCAAAAGAUGCUCGAGACGUUGUUUGCUCGGCAGAUCGAACAGGCGAAAGACUACGCGUGGGAUAUGUCCUCGUCGAUCCCCAGUCCCGCAGACCUGAUGCGCCGAUACAUCGUGAAAGAGACCCUGAUAUCCAUCUUCCGGCGGCACGGUGCCGUGGAGGCUCCAACGUCCACGCUUUAUCCUCGGUCAUCACACUACGGUCAAAACGCCGUGCAUUUGCUUGACAAAAACGGCACGGUGCUUCAGCUCCCUUUUGAUUUGGUGAUGGGACAUGCUCGUUCCCUCGCGAGGAUUACGAACGGCACAGUGCCGAUGCGUUCGUAUUCCUUUGGGAACAUUUUCCGUGACCGCCAUGACGGUGGGCAGCCGGACGUCUAUGGAGAGGUCGACUUUGACAUUGUCACCACCGACGCCCUGGACCUUGCCUUGAAAGAGGCGGAGGUCAUCAAGGUCCUGGACGAGAUUGUCACUGCCUUUCCCACCACGUCAUCGACCCCGGUCUGCUUCCAGCUUGGCCACUCGGAUCUUUUACAUCUGAUCUUUGAGUUUUGCGGCGUGGAGCCUGGGGCAAGGCAUGCUGCUGCCGAGGUUCUCAGCAAACUCAACAUUCGGAAUUUCACGUGGCCUAAGGUUCGCAGCGAGCUCAGAUCGCCUCUGGUAGGGAUGUCAGCUACCAGUGUCGAUGAGCUACAGAGCUUUGACUUCAGAGACACCCCCAGCAAGGCCAUUUCUAAGUUGAGGGUCCUCUUCGACGGGACCGAAUACAGCGAGAAAGUAUCGUCCACGCUGGCCCACCUGAGGGAAGUGUAUGACUACACCAAGAAAUUUGGCUUGAGCGGCAAGGUCUACAUCGCACCGCUGAGCAGCAUCAACGAGACAUUCUUUCGUGGGGGGAUUCUCUUUGCUUGCCUAUACGACAAAAAGGUCAAGGACGUCUUCGCUGCCGGCGGCCGCUACGACGGCUUGAUUAAGGAGCACCGUCCCAAGAUCGGGAGCCGGUUCGAAGAGCGUCACGCGGUGGGUUUCAGUCUCAACUGGGAAAAGCAGCUUGCGAAACAAGUCCCCAAGACCACGGGCAAGGCGUUUCUCAAAAAGGCGGUCGACGAGGAAGCCCACGGAAUCUUCAGCGCAAAACGGGUGAGCCUCACAACCUCCCUCCCCUCUAAUCAUGGAGACAAUCAGCUCAAGAUCAAAACGAUGGGCCGCAAAGACGCCUCCGACGCCGACAUCUCGGCAAAGGAGCUCCUGAACUGGCUGAAGUCCGAAAUCCGUGACCGCGAUUCCCGCUCGGGGACGCGACUCCGCACGACUGGCCUACCGCACUCCGACUCCGGCGGCGCGCUCCCGACCACGGCCACGGCAGAGCACGGCCCGCAGGAAGUGCACGUGCUGGUGGCGCAGACCAAGUCCAAGAAGUUCAACCGGCACGCGGUGGUGGAGCAGGCGCACGCGAGCGCGUCGCGGCUGGUGCAGACGUUCCUGGACGGGCCGGUGGCGGCCAUCGAGACGUCGGACGCGGUGGUGGACUUGAUCCGCGGCACCAGCCUGUCGGACCCGGAGAGCUGGCGGCGCGUCGAGCACGGCGUGGGCACGGCCGAGAAAAAGUACGUGCGCGAGCUCCACGACAUGCUCCUCCAGUGGCGCUGGGCUUGGGAGGCCCGCAAGGAGGGCAGCGCCCCCAACGCCUUUGUCUACAACUUCCGCACCGGCAAGUGUGUCUACUACGACCUGGGGGCCUAG
Chaetomium globosum CBS 148.51 is the source of this 4665-nucleotide messenger RNA. RefSeq lists its product as uncharacterized. Gene Ontology annotation, molecular function: ATP binding; protein binding; eukaryotic translation initiation factor 2alpha kinase activity. The record is from RefSeq and is a predicted model, not a curated record. The transcript has 6 exons. NCBI's taxonomy places the organism in Eukaryota, Fungi, Ascomycota, Sordariomycetes, Sordariales, Chaetomiaceae. Gene Ontology annotation, biological process: DNA damage checkpoint signaling; regulation of translational initiation by eIF2 alpha phosphorylation. The coding region runs from base 1 to 4665 and encodes 1554 amino acids.